This is a messenger RNA of Phytophthora sojae, 1125 nucleotides long. RefSeq names its product DAHP synthetase. The record is from RefSeq and is a predicted model, not a curated record. NCBI's taxonomy places the organism in Eukaryota, Oomycota, Peronosporomycetes, Peronosporales, Peronosporaceae. Gene Ontology annotation, molecular function: 3-deoxy-7-phosphoheptulonate synthase activity. Gene Ontology annotation, cellular component: cytoplasm. Bases 1 to 1125 code for a protein of 374 amino acids. Gene Ontology annotation, biological process: aromatic amino acid biosynthetic process. The transcript has a single exon.
AUGCAGCCGAACCCCGAGCCUGAGACCGAGCGUGCCGUGAAGCGCCAGCGCCUGCAGGAUCGCAACGUGAUCGCCAUGAAGCCGCUCGUGCCGCCGGCCUGUGUGCUGGAGGAGCUUCCCGUCAUUCCUGAGGUGCACGAGCUGGUGGACGCCACCAGGGACGCCGUGUCCCGCAUCCUGCACGGCCAGGACGACCGCCUCGUGGUGGUCGUGGGCCCGUGCUCCAUUCACGACGUGGACGCCGCGAUGGACUACGCCAAGCGCCUCAAGGUGCUGGCUGACGAGCUGGACGGCGAGCUGCUGGUGAUCAUGCGCACGUACUUCGAGAAGCCGCGCACCACCGUGGGCUGGAAGGGGCUCAUCAACGACCCGGACCUCAACCAGUCGUUCAACAUCAACAAGGGCAUCCGCAUCGCCCGCAAGCUGCUGCUGGACGUCAACGCGCUGGGUCUGCCCGUGAGUCUCGAGUUCCUGGACACCAUCUCGCCACAGUUCACGUCGGACCUCAUCUCGUGGGGAGCCAUCGGCGCCCGCACUACGGAGUCGCAGCUGCACCGCGAGCUGACGAGCGGCCUGUCGAUGCCGGUGGGCUUCAAGAACGGCACGGGCGGCAACGCCAAGGUGGCGGUGGACGCUGCCGUGGCCUCGUCGCAGCCGCACAACUUCCUGGGGCUCAACGAGCACGGCCUCGCGUCCAUUGUGCGCACCAAGGGCAACAAGGACUGCCACGUGAUCCUCCGCGGCGGCUCCAGCGGCCCCAACUACGAGCAGCAGUACAUUGACGAGGCGGCCGAGAUGCUGGUCAAGGCCAAGCAGCCGUCCAAGAUCAUGGUGGACUGCUCGCACGGCAACUCCCGCAAGCUCCACUCCAACCAGCCCAAGGUGGCCAGCUACCUGGCCGGCAUCAUCGCCGAGGGCAACACCAACCUGCUGGGCGUUAUGAUCGAGUCCAACAUCGUGGAGGGCAACCAGUCCCUCGGCGACGACCCGUCCAAGCUCGUCUACGGCAAGAGCAUCACGGACGCUUGCAUCAACUGGGACGACACUGUCACGACGCUGAAGGAGCUCGCCGAAGCCGUCGCCAAGCGACGCAAACGCGCCGCCGCCGAGCCGACCGCCAACUAG